Molecule: messenger RNA, 12650 nt
Organism: Cephus cinctus (wheat stem sawfly)
Lineage: Eukaryota; Metazoa; Arthropoda; Insecta; Hymenoptera; Cephidae
Exons: 13
Coding region: 3730-8460 (1576 amino acids)
Biological process (GO): positive regulation of GTPase activity; Ras protein signal transduction
Cellular component (GO): plasma membrane
Molecular function (GO): guanyl-nucleotide exchange factor activity
Source: RefSeq, a predicted model, not a curated record
UAGUUUUGGAAAUUUUCUUGAAUUCCUGUAUUUUCAAGCAGCAACGUCAGUAACGAAAAUAUCUUUUUUUUGGAACUUGUUCCAAGUAUUGCUGACGUCACAGAAAUAGUUUAAAUUCCGGCUGAGUAUAAUCUAUGAAAGUGUUAAAAAGGGAAACGGUCGAUGAGAAAUAUGAUGGAAGAUGAUGUAUGAGAAAGAAUUAUUGAGAUUGCGGGCAGAGAGCAAUAUAGUCGCUGCGCAUUGCAGUCUGCCGUAACCUGCGAACCCGGUUCCUCUAUAAAACUCGGAAUUUUUAUUUCGCCCCAGAUUCGGCUCCACGUCGCCACAUUGGCCGCCAUAUUGCCAGUUGAAAUACGUGAACACGAGGAACACGAGGAACACGAGGAACCAGCGACACAGAGAAACAGGUCGCACUCAUUAGUCUGGUGGCAUAAAGGGGAAUCCGUUGCAUUUCCUCUCGAAUGCCGAGGCUCUGGUCAUUUACAAAUCUUUAAGCGAUGAGUUCAGGAACUAAUUAGUGGGGACGUCGAUAACCCUUCCAGUAGCCAUAGUCGAUCUUAAUAGAUUCUAAUUCAGAGCUCCCAGUCAGAUCGGCCAUCGCGAAACUAAUUCAAUGUGAGAGAAAGGGUGUCGGUCGGCAAUGACCGAAACGGAAAUUGGUAAAAUUCAGUUAAAGCCAAUUCUUGCGCGUUAUCGCCAGCUUUCGUCAGCCCGUGGAAUUCGUGACUUCCGGAGACUUGGUUGUUUCGAUUACGAGAUUCAAUCGUACUUCUCAAUCUAAUAAUCCUCUUUUCGAACGAUAGGAAAGUCAUCGCUAAAUUUCAAUUCCAGUUAAAUUAUCGAAAUUUUGUAAUUUCAUGGGUGACCUUUUUGCUUGGGACUGCUACAGGAAUUGCAGUUGCGCUAACAAGUGGAAUCGCACGGAUUCAAAAAGACAAGGCGUCGCGAGAUGAUCCAAGGCUCUCGCGGUGCAUCGGCAAUUCGCGACGCACCGUCAAGGUUUAGAGCAGCAUGUGAAAAGGCAAUUUCAAAAGUAACCAUUUAACCUGGAAAGAAGUUGAACUUUAUAGGAGCUUCUGGAUAAACUAUCUUGGCGAAUCUUUCCAUAAACCGGUCGGUCGAUUCCUCCACUCCAUCUUUACCCAGCCGCUCUGGAAACUUUAAUUGGAUUUUAAAUCUCGCCGCUCGCCCGAUAACAGAUCGACGGCCAACUCCAUAGUCCGUGCCAUCUUUAAAGAUUGCUAUUAUCUUGCUGACCGGAACUACUUUUUCGAUGUCACCCGGUAAUAGCGAACGUGAGAAACAAGGAGGACAGAGUGGAAGAUUCCCAAAUUCAGGAAUCGGAUUUCCCUUCCUUGAGGGCGCGUCACUGAAGCCUCUUCAAAGUGCCGACGCGUCAUCAAUAUUCCGUUGGCAAUUGGCAAUGUGGUGUUGAAGGUAAAAAAUGCGCCAAAAAUGAAAUUCCACCUGGUCCAUUGUUUUCCUACAUUCGGUUUUCCCCUUCGAAGCAGUUCCGACCUCCUCCUCUGUUCAAAUUUUCAAAUUAUUUUCUCGAAGAACUUGUUUCGUCCAGAAACAGAAAUCUUCUCCUUUUCCUCCUUCUCUCGUGUCCUUCAAUGAUUUUCUACUUGGCUCGCAUUUCCCGAAGAAAACCUCAAGCGGAUCGGCUAGAAGCGAAACUACCCAAUAUAACUGUAAACCGGCCGACUCGUGGCCAUUGUCCUGCUCGUAGCGAUGCUUGUGGAGUGGACCGUCGUAAUACGGCACUGGAGAGUUCCUCGAUGCAGCGCCGCUGACAUAGAGGAAUAGAUUGGAGAUCCGUAUCGGCGGAAUGCGGCUUGCACUCGAAAGGAGAAGGAAGAAGCUGUGUAGUGGCCAGAUCCGCGGGGCGAAUUCGCAAUCAGGCCGACCAUUUCUCUCCGAUGAUCCUAUUCCGAGAAUCGGCCUCCGACUUCUCUCGAAGUCAUUCGAUAUGCCGAAGGACCAACUGACGUUUCCAAGGAACCGAACAAUCUAUCGGAUCUAGGAUAUAGGAAACUGCUGCUUCUGCGAGCGACUAAAAUCUUUCAGGCGGAAAACGUACUUUUGCAAAUCAGGAAGAUAAUUAUUGGUCACAAGGACGAAUCAUCUGAUUCGCAUUGCAGCUGUCGAUAUCUCCUCUUUCAUCGGCGUCCAUCCGUUAUCAUUUAGCUCAAUAGUCACUCUCGACCAUUCCGAAGAUUCUUAUCGCUUGCUUGCAAUCGUGUAUGUCCACGUCUGAAUUUUAUUUUAAUCGAGGGAUGUUUUUAUGGGGUUUUUUUUUUUUUUUUUUAAGUGAUAACAGAGGGGACUCGUCUGAAUUGCUCGCAUUCCUUUAUCUUCUAUACGUUUCUCGUGCGUUGCGGCUUGUACGUCACGGGCCACGGGGUUCUGCAGUCAUCUGGAAUUCGAUUCUACUUGUGCCGAUGAUCGGAUUGCCCCGUAGUUGCGGUGUGACUUGUCAAGUGUCAAAGGUGGAAUUAUUGUGCAGUGUGUCGAGGGAAACGUUUGUUUUGUAGCUGAUAAAUUCACUCGGGUGAGCUCGUUACGCGUUAAUCGAGAUCAUUGGUUGCGAACUGCUUCUCGGGAUUUCAGGGAGGAGAAGCGGUUAUCGAAUUUACGAGGAUAUUAUCGUUAAUAUCAGACCAACGAAACUUAUGAGAAACGCUUCGGAAAGCUUCAACCGAAAAUGAUACUCGCGCUUCUGUCGAGUGGAUUAUUGGCCGCGAGAAUUUGUCUCACGCGAUAAGAAAGAUACGAGUGAAGCAAGAACGUUAGAGGAAGAAAAGGAUGAAAAACUUAAGAAAAUGAAUAACACUAAACGGUUCUAACGGUGUAAUAGGAGGUGCUCAAUAAUUAGUGGACUAUCAGUGCAAUGAAAUCAAAGGUGAAUCGAUGUCAAAUUAGUGAUCGGGCAGCGGAUGCUAUUUUGAAAUAUUUAUAGUAAAUUUAAGUGAUAAGUGAGAGAAGCCUCCAAUUAAUCCCGCUCGUGAAUUCGAGCGCUUCGAUAUUGAAAAUCAAAGGGAAUUCAAUUGUUUACACGGCUUAUAACGGCCUUUUUCUCACCCAACGUCUAGCCAAGAAAAGGGACGCGAGUUCUACAAGUUUUUUCGAGCACAUUUUACGAUAAGCCUCAACUUUUAGUCAAUAUAAUCAUCGCGUCUUGUAAGGUGAAUCAAACGACUGCCCAAUAGGUUAAAAAUUAAAUGUUACGAAUCUAAGGUGCAACAAGAGAAACUCCAACGAAUUUCACUAAAACUACUAAGCCCUAGGAAUUAAUUUAGCGGGUAACGGUUAUCACGGAGCAUUACGAAAUACGAAGAGUUCAGUCUUUAAUCUGGGCAUUUUCAUCAAGAAACAAAAAUCGAGACUCAAACGAUCAAGGACGAUAUCAAAAAGCUGCAGUUCCUUCGAAACUUGGCUUAAGCUGUGUCAAAGGAAGAAUUCAAAGAAAUACUCGUACGUAGAUAUCGAAGGAUCGAUCACACAAGCGAGCUCGGUUGGGGAUCAUACAGGGACGCCCGACAGCAUUCAGUGUCUUGGAUUACAUGCGUCGCGUAUUUUGGGCGUCGAACGAAAACUUCCAGGAAGCUUAGAUCGUGUGUGAUGCACCUUAGCAAAUUUCCCCUGGGUCCCAGGUAACUUGUCACGGUGUGUGGUCUGGGGCGAAUCCUCGGCUACAUCGGCGGAAGACCGUCGGUGGGAGCCACCAUGUCGCAAUCCGGAUCGGGCGGAGCUGCAGUUCAACCCGUUCAUUCUCAGAACGGUCAGAGCCUGAGCAAUCAGGCUCAGAACCAGAGGAGCAUCCAGAACGGCCAGACGGAAUCCGAAGGUCAUGCAGAGUCCAGUCAGAAAGGAUCGAACGUUCCCGAUCUCUCGAACGGAUUUGAAAAUCGAACGAUGGAGUACGAGCGAUACGCGCAGGAGCGUGCUCAGGAGAGGGUCCAGGUCGUUGGGCAAUCCGGGCAAAUUGGACAAAUGGCUCAGAUGUCGCAGCUUCCGAUAGGAUUCGAGGGACAGCAGUACAAUGCCGAUGGAUCGCAGGCGCUUCAGCAGGCUGGACAGUAUUCGGUGAAUCAGGGCCGGAGGCAGUCAGGUGGUCAGCCCGAGGAGAGACAUCCUGUUCCGGGACAGUUGGCACCUUUGCCCGUCGACAGGAUUCAGUAUGUGUCCCAGACAAGUACUCAAACCCUACCCGUGCAGGCUCAACCUCAAUUUGCCUCAGAUUAUCCCGGCGAGCAGACCCAGUACAGUCAGAUUCGGUCGCAGUUCGAGGUCAGAUCGCAGAUGUAUCCUCAAGGCCAGUUUAACGAGAGAGCCGGUUACGUGAGCAGAGAUGUUACCUACAGGGACCAGCAGGGACUCUACAGUCAACCCACUUCGAAUCCUGUCUUCGGUGGGCAGAGUAAGUACGUGACUGUGCAGCCUCAGCCUUCCCAAUCAGCCAGUCCCCAGCCUCCAUAUUACUCGGGAGUUAUGGUUCCUCAGCAAGGAUAUGCCCAGUACGCGACUCAGCCUCAGUACCCGUACAGCCAGUAUUCGCAGGCACUGAUCAACCCAGUGCCCUACAAUCCUCACGCUGGGAUCUAUGCUCAGCAAUUUGGCCAACAGUCGCCCAAUCCCCAGCGAUUCUCGCAGGAUUUAAGUCAGUAUCAGAAUCAACCGAUUAUUCAGCCCAUCGCUCAAAACGUAACGCAAGGAAUGACUCUGCCUAAUGCGGAACGACCCAAUCGCGGUCCGAAACCUAUGGUCCCGCCCAGGGGAAAUUCAAAAAUCACUCAGGAACAAGGCCAAAGAAAAUCCAGCAGUAUGGACGUCUCUUCGAUUCAGAAGCCAGGCGUCCUCUCGAGUGCCGCUGAAAUGCAUCGCAGCGAGGGAGCAAUCGCUAUCGCCGGACAGGUGGCUCCCGAAGGAACGGGAACGGAGCGCCGAUAUCUCGCACCAAUUAAUCAAAAUCCACGAACGCGACAGGACGGACUCUACGUUGACUCCAAUGGCGAUCCUGUCACGCGAGAAAAAUUAACCGACUCCAUGGCGUCCGAUUGCGGGCUCUAUGUAUCCAGAUCGGAACACAGGAAAUCGGCGUCGGUCGACGUGACGUCCAGCUUCCAGCGUAGAAACGACACUAUAACCUUCACCUUCCCGGGGGAUAGUCAGGAGGUGAUGGUGCCGGCUCGGAAGUUGUCGAACGCGGAGACCAAGAGACUGGAGACACCUGGAAUAUUCUCGAGCGAUCAGCGAAGAAUCGAUCCCGGGAUGCGAGUUUCUCCGAUGACUUUCGAAAACAGACAGGAGAACAGGAAGAGCAUCAGCAUGGACCGGAAGGCCGAGUGGGGCAACGUCAGUCCCAAUCAGAGAUCGAUCUCGCAGGACAACAGACGAUCCGAUUACUUCGAAGAGCACCGGAGGUCUCCGUUGACAUUGGAAGGAAAGAGGCUCGAGGACAUCCGACGAUCGCCGAUGCCCUUCGUGCCGAUUCGGGAGACGUCGGCCGAUCGCGCAGCCCAAAAGAGCCCGUCGUUCGUCAAUCAGGCCUUUGAGAAAACUCGGCAGGAACUGGCCAUCUGGGCGGAGCAGAGACAGAGGCAGGAACUGGAGAGAGGCAUGCUUCAGGGUCAAGUGUUCUCCGCCAGUCCAAGGUCUAGGAACCAUUCCGAAGAGCGAAGAGAUCCGAGAAUUCAUCAGCCGGAAGAGAGGAAGGACGUCAGAAUGUCCCAGUCCGCAUUUCAGCCGAUGCCAAAUAUCAGUCAGAGUACGAUAAUGGAACAGCGGCGACAUCUGCGUCACGUGAGCGCGGAUCUAACGAAGCACAUGGAACUGUCCAGGAAGGAUUUCGACGACCAGCCUGUCACCGGGUCCGUCGCUAAUUUGGCUCCUGGCCCCGUGGGAACCGUCUCCUCUCAGAGGGCCAGUCCGAAUCUCUGUCAUCAGUAUGCAGCGUUCAGCGAGGCGAAGCUCGACACCAAGAUUGCUCUCACUGUCGUCACUGACUUUGGCGAGAGUCCCGGUAAGCCGAUCGAGCAGGUCGAUCACAUAAUUCACAGCCACCGGAAGAGUCACAACGCGUCAUCGAGUCUUCUGACUCACAGUAAGAGUCAGGCUGACAAUCUUCAUGGGCAACUAGAGAUACAGGAUGAAAAGAAUGAGAAGGCCGAGGUGCAGCAGGUGCAGAUGCAGAUGCAAAAUCAACAGAGUCUCGACAUCAUUUCCGAAAAGUUGACGCAAUUCGAGAGGCAGCAAAGCGACCUGCAGGCAAAGCUGCAGUGUCUACAGAAUCAAAAUCAAAUCCUGGACAAAGUGGCGCAGUUUCAGCAUCAGCAGAGCGAUCUUCAGGUGCGAAUACAGGCUCUUCAGAGUUCAGGACAGAAUUGCGAAAAGGCUGGGCAGGCUCAAAGGCAACAGACUGAAUUUCCUCAGCAUCACACGAGCGGCGUGGAUAGCGAUGCUCACGCAGGAACUAACAACCAGGAUCAAUCUGUGGAAAAGAUACACCAGAUGCAUCAGAGUCUGCACGCUGUGACGUCACAUCCGUCUGCUCUUCAGAGUCAGGCCCAGCUGACUGCGGAAAAGCUUUCGCCUCGUCCGCAGCAUGACAUCCAGCAUGAUCCUAAUCCCAUUCAGAUCCCUAAUAUGUCUCAAAUGCCGUUGCCGAAUUUGGCACAUUUCGAGCGUGGCGACGCGUCCCGCAGCUCGCUGCCGUAUCGGUUGUGUCCAAGUGAGAUUCUCGAAAGUGCCAGUGUCGUGAACGUAGCGUCGGUGCCGUCGGUGACGUCGGUGCCGUCGGUCCUGCCACCCGGUGCCACCUUCACGACGGGAACCCUGAAGAAGGUGCCGCCCGAGAAGCCGCCGAGGACGUCGCUGAUCGUGCAGUCGCCGGAGGCAGAGAGCAACAGGAGCCAGCCGGCCAUUGGACUGAAACAGACACCGAAAGCGCGGCCAACCAUCUUCGGAACCGUGGCCUCGGACCUCAAUCCCAAGGAUGGCAACAGUCGAAGGAGCUUACCCCAGACGCCCGCCGGCGGCGCAGGAACUAAAAGUCUCGGCGCGGGAGGUGUCUUGACUCUCGGUUCCGCAGCUGGAUUGGUAAACGGGGCCAGUACUGACCAUCAGGAUAUCCGGGAUGCCACAGCCAUAAACACCGAACACGCCUUAGUCUACCGUGACGGUAAUCUGGUGUCAGGAUCUUUGGAGGCCUUGGUGCAGCACAUGGUACCCACCGAAGAGUAUUAUCCGGAUCGCGCAUACCUCUUCGCCUUUUUGCUUAGCGCAAGGCUCUUCAUCAAGCCGCACGAGCUCCUCGGAGAAGUCUGCGCCCUCUGCGAACAUCAGCAAAACCUGAAUGGAGAGGGCGGCAAGGAACGUCUUCACCGGUUUGUACCUCGGUUGGUCCAACUGCUUGCUGAGUGGACAGAAACGUUCCCGUACGACUUCCGGGACGAGAGAGUGAUGGGGCACGUAAGAGCCAUCACUCAGAAAGUGGCUGCCGUAGACGCCGCCGCCAGGCAGGAAGUCUCCGCCCUGUUGCAGAGCUUACUCCUAAGACUGACCGCCCUCGAGAGGUACGAGGAAGGCCUGGCCAGACUGGCGACCGAGGCUGCCGCUGAACAGCUCACUCAGGUGGAUGUCACGGAACUGUGUCCUUCGGCCACCGUUCUCGCUCAGCAACUGACCCACGUUGAACUCGAGAGACUUUCCUACAUCGGACCGGAAGAAUUCGUCCAGGCCUUUGCUAAGGAGUCACCUCAUCUGGAGACCUCCUUCAAGGACAUGAAGAAAACUCGAAACCUCGAGUCCUAUGUGCAGUGGUUCAACAGAUUGAGUUACUUCGUUGCAACGGAAGUCUGCAAGCACGCAAAGAAGAAGCAACGGGUCAGAGUAGUCGAAUACUGGAUAGAAACGGCCCGGGAAUGCUUCAACAUUGGAAAUUUCAACUCUCUGAUGGCGAUCAUUGCAGGCCUCAAUAUGUCGCCGAUUUCGAGACUAAAAAAAACGUGGUCAAAGGUCCAGUCAGCCAAGUUUUCGAUCCUGGAGCAUCAGAUGGAUCCCAGCAGCAACUUCAGCAGCUACCGAAGUACUUUAAAAGCGGCAAUGUGGCGGAGCGCCGGUGCGACGGACGAGCGACAGCGAAUAGUCGUUCCGUUCUUUAGUCUUCUCGUAAAGGACCUCUACUUUCUCAACGAAGGAUGCAGCAACAAACUACCGAACGGGCACAUCAAUUUUGAGAAAUUCUGGCAGCUCGCUAAGCAGGUCACAGAGUUCAUCGCAUGGAAGCAAGUGGCCUGUCCCUUCGAGAAGAAUCCCAGAGUGAUAGCUUUUCUCCAAGCUAGUCCGGUGCUCACGGAAAACGCUCUGGCUUUGGCGUCGUUCGAGUGCGAGCCGCCGGACAACAACCCCGAGAAGGAACGUUACAAGUCUUUAAAGUCCGAAUUGAACGCCCAGUGAAAUCGAGCCUCGAUCAAACGCACGGAACGUGAGAGAUACUAAUAGGUAUACACAAUUACACACAUACAUUAUUCCUAUUGUAAAGGGACAUUCGGCUUAAGCGUACCAGCUGCCAAAUCUGAUUGAUGCGUUUCAGCUGGAUAGUCCUGCCUACUAUAGUACAAUGCGGCAAAAUGUUAUUACGUAUCCAGUUCUAACAGUUAUGCCAAUAUGUCAGUAGAAGUGUAACGAAUGAACUAAUUUCACCGGAGGGUCGAGCUCAUUAACGGAAGAAGAUCAAUGCCAAAGGAGAAAGGAGAAGAAGAGGAGUGAAGAGAAGUCCGAGGAACAAGUAUUACCAGAAGGUAUUAAUCUAGCAUUUGCUCUGAGAUUGCUCGCGAUCGAAAAUACACGAAGAGAUCUCACGCGUUCUUACGAUUAUUUAGACUAGCGAAGCAUAUUCAGAUGUUGGCCCGACGUAACUCGGUUUCUUUAUAUAUCCGCGUCUCGACGCCCGACAUUGUCGGAUCGAAUCGAGGAUGAUUCAAACUGCUGCGAAGUGAGGCAAAGCAGGGCCAACUUUUCGUUGUGCCCUUAUCUGGAAACAAAGGCAGAGAGUGGCGGGGCUGAGAAAAUAAUAGAAAUUUUGCUUAGUUUCGCUACAGUGUGAAUCAACCCUCAAGCAUCGAAAUUCGCCUGAGAGACUAUAAUAAAGUUCAUAUGACAGUAUCGACUACAGCAGUAAGUAUAGUUCCUAAGCCUCACACGAUUUCUCGUUCAUGAAAAUCUUAAGCACAAGCGCUGAACUUAGUCUCGGCCGAUUCAAUGUUCCGAUGGCAAAGUGCACAGAGAGAAACAGAAACACUGGGAAACUAAGAUUACGGGCUCAAAAUGCCAAGAAAAAGUGACAUAGACAUAGAAUCUUUAAGUAAUCGCCAAGUCAUGAAUGGCCGAAGGAACAAAUGAACAAGGACGAUGUUUUGUUCUUUUUUAAUUUCGUCAGGUAGAUAAUUCCCAAGUUGGCACGGACUGAAUUUUUUCACGAGGAUCGCAGGAUUAGGAAUGCCGGCCAUGCGGGGCGUGAGCAUGAGAUAUGUUUACGCGAAUUCCACCUGUAUAUAACACACAAUACAUAGUACAUAGUACCUAGUACCUAGUACCUAGUACCUAGUAUAUAGUACAUAAAAUAUAAUUAAUAGUCCUUUUGAUAUACGCUAACAAACCUAGGUGUGAAUAAUAGAUUCGUUUCUGUAACUUAAGUUAAAGCUGGAGUGUAAGUGGAACAGAUUGACUCAAAUCUGAGCGAACUUGCCCGAAUCCUGAUUUGAAUUUUUAGACGACUGAUGACACAAUGUCAUGUUUUUCUGAUGUGCAGCAACAUUUUUCCCUUGAAACUUUUUAUCACGUCCUAACAGAUGGCGCCAUGCUCCUCAAUGGAGAAAGUAAAAAUAAAACGAAAACAGAGUUCCUUCGUUUCCUCAUUUUAGAGAGACUCUUCGAAGCACUGUCAUCGAUUUGAAAGUAUAGGGACCAAGAGUUUGCUUCCCCGAAAUGUAAAAGGCACGACGACCGUCGACCUGCGACUCCAUUACGUAUCAACAGUGACACGUCUCAUCAUCUCGUCCAUACUGUGUCCCAUAGACAAUUUGACAAUUGGAUAUAUUAAGAGUUGAGCAAUUUGCCGAUUUGCAGUGCGAGUUCUGAAUGUCUGUCUAUUUGUCUAUUUGUCUAUUUGUCUGUUUGCCUGUGCGACUUGAGCAAGAACACGUUUUCAAAUACCAGACGCACGAUUAAUGCACCGAGAGACUUUAGAAUCUAAGUCAAUGAUCGAUCGGGAAUAAGCAAUUCUAAAAUGGAAGUUUAAUCACGAGCAGAAAUCGCAAUUUAGAUGAACAGACAGACGAUCGGACUUCAUAACUGAUGGGUAAGCCCAAGUAAGCAAAAUCAGCCAAAUCAGCCAAACCAGAAUGACUAAUGCUUGCCCUAGUGCAACACAUUAAUCCUGGAACUCAUAAAAGAACUUUUCUGUCCGAACGAAAUUUCACUUCGGUUACCAUCGCGAAUGCUACUCGCGAAAUAGCAAAAUAUCCACGUAGCCAAUUAGCUAAAUUCACCUUGUAAAUAGACUCCUCGUCGGUUAUACCCUCUCUGCAAUUUAAGGCCUGAUAAUGAAAUGGGUUUAUUGCUCGAGCCACUGUCAUCUAAAAUAUAUGGAAGUUGACUAUUACACGCACUCUAAUAUUAUUACAUAACACGCUAUUACAUAAUAGUAUCUACUAAAUGAAAUAUAUCAUACGCAUACACUCAGCGCAUUGUCAAUAUGCAUAGAACGUUAGAAAUUAUCAAAAGCGUAUGGCGGUCCAUUCUUUCUUACUUGCCACUUUUUAUACCGUUCGUUUUUUACACACUUCUUUUUGCACCUCACGUCAAUCCCUUUUUUAAUCUUUUUUCGUAAAGUCAAGCCUCGCAGAAAUAAACUAACCAGUGCGUCAUCAAUUUCGUCAAACGAAAACUUUCUUUUCGAAGGAUACAAUUGCUGUUUGUCAGAGGCAGCACUCGCAACUUAAUGAGCCAUUCGAAGAGUGUGUUGCGUAUGUUACCAUAAAUUAAUGUGGAUGUGACUAAUGUAAGGCGAAAAUACAGGAGAGUAAGGGCGAAAGCGCGCGUCCGUUUGUUUGUGUAUGAAAGCACCAAGGAAAGAGAGAGAGAGAGAGAGAGAGAGAGAGAGAGAGAGAAAGAGAGAGAGGAGAUGCAAGAAUGCGGGUGAGGUUGACUGACGUAGAGGAGAUGACAGCAAACGAAAUCUUAUUGACAGCUGCGCAUAAUUGCUUACCUCUUUUACUCGCUCGAGCGUUUUACGUGAAUUCAUUUACUAACAUCGUUUUAGUCUCUCACAGCUAAGCGUUAUGAUUAUAAUCUGUAAAUAAGAAAGUCGUGUAUAUACAUACAUAUUAUAUCCAAAUGCUUUUUUUAGAUAUAAGGUUAGCCCAUAAUCGAAUUUCGAAUUGUUUACGAGAAACUCGAGGAUAAGUUGUUCCGUUAAAUUGAUCAGUUCCCUGAACAUCGCUUAACAUUUAUUCGAAUUAUAUUUCGUCGAACAAUUGGUAUCCUUGCUUUUAUCUAGUCACUAUAGUCUUUAGUCAGACCUAAGGGAGUGAGUGUCGCGAGAAAUCCAAGUACGUAUUUCAGUUCACGCUGAGAAGAACCUCUCCUAAGGAUUAGCUCUAUCGAAUAACUAGAAUUACUUGAAGAUAAUCCCAAGUCAUUCGAGACAUUCGAAUAAACACUCAAUUCUCUUGCGGAUGGAACGUGCCUGGGUCGUAUUAUACCUAAAUUAAACCUCUAAGUUAGAAUUAAGUUUAAUUUUGUGAUCUGUGUGCGCGCGCGCGCGCGCGUGUGUGUGUGUGUGUGUGUGUGUGUUUAUUUUUGCUCGACAUUCCCUUAAGUGACUUUAUGUGGAAAAAACAUUGAUUUCCCCAAUCAUCUUUAACCGGUCUGAUACGCACAACACAAUCACAGGACUAAUCAAUCGACUGUUCCACCUCUCGAUCCGACGUGACACUUUUAUAAUGCACUAAAUUCAUCUUACACUUAGACUGCUCUGGCGUUUCACACAAAACCUUCCCCGUCGCUGUCCACCGAGCCAGGAAACUUCGACCACUGUAAAUUUUAAUAAAUCCGACUAUAAGACAGAAUGCGCAUUUCAGUUUGUGUCAUGCCUAUUUAUCGCGUCACGUGGCAUUCAUUGUAAUUCGUGACAAUCAGACACUUGGUGAUUGGUCAAACUUUACGUUCAUUCACACAAAGACAGUGUUUCCUAAAUGAGCUGCGAGUAAAAAAUUUUUUGAAAUGCUUAAAUAAUAAGACGCGAAGAAAUAUUAAGCAGAGUCAAACACAGUGGACAGAGGCGGAGAGUAAUAAUAGAUAGAAAUUACAGAGCACAUACUUGCACGAAUAUCAAUAUCUAAUAAUGACACUCUGGUACAAAGAUUUAUGACGAAUCGGAUUUAGUUCGUUUUUUCGUAUUCUGUAAAUAUCGCCGAUCACUUGAAUUAAGUUCAAUGCCUUUAUUUCGUCUUUUGAUACGUUGGAGCUACUGUACAUACAUACACAAAUUCAAUAACACAACGUAACAAACAAAAUAGAAGAACAACCAUUAAUAUUAUGUAGAAAGAAUGAUGUCUUACGAAAUAAAGUGCAGAUUAACAAAA